Messenger RNA from Nelumbo nucifera (sacred lotus), 2476 nucleotides. Its product is annotated as receptor protein kinase-like protein ZAR1. The record is from RefSeq and is a predicted model, not a curated record. Gene Ontology annotation, biological process: protein phosphorylation. Gene Ontology annotation, molecular function: ATP binding; protein binding; protein kinase activity. Lineage: Eukaryota; Viridiplantae; Streptophyta; Magnoliopsida; Proteales; Nelumbonaceae.
AUUAUAUCCAUUCUUACCCCUCCGCCACCUCGAAAAGAAUCACCAAGGUUCGGAGCCCAGAGCCCAAAGCCCUUCUUCUCCCCUUCCCCCCCCCCCCUCUCUCUCUCUCUCUCCUGCAACUCCUCGUUGCAGCGAGGAUAACAAUAUAGCAAUCAUAGAUGAGCAGAGUGCGAGCUCGUUGACAGAGCUGCAGCGAAAAAUGGAGUCGUUUCCGGUUGCAUUGGUCUUCCUUGUUUUUUUGCUUUCCUCUUCUCUGGUUUCUUCUUUAAACUCAGAUGGUCUCUCGCUUCUGGCACUCAAAGCAGCUAUUUCAACAGACCCAACUCAUGCUCUUCGUACCUGGUAUGAAUCUGACUCCAACCCGUGCAACUGGUUUGGUAUCGCCUGCAACCAUGGCCGAGUGACCGAAGUCUACCUCCCCAACAAGGGUUUCACUGGUUACAUUCCUUCGGAGCUCGGCGCGCUCGUCCACCUUCGCAUUCUCUCGCUCGCCCAUAACAACUUCUCCAAGCCCAUCCCUUCUAGACUCUUCAACGCUACAGCCCUCAUCUCCCUCGACCUCUCUCACAACUCCCUCACUGGUCCCAUCGCGGAAGAAAUCAACUCCCUCAAGUCCCUCAUUCAUUUGGAUCUUUCUUCGAAUCUCCUGAAUGGGUCCCUCCCGGAUGGUCUCGGCGAGCUUCAUCAGCUCACCGGAACCCUAAAUCUCUCCUACAACCAGUUCACCGGCCAAGUUCCUGCGUCGUUCGGGAAGUUUCCGGUGUCCGUGAGCUUGGAUCUCCGGCACAACAAUCUAACCGGAAAAGUACCACAGAUCGGAUCUCUCUUAAAUCAAGGUCCAACAGCUUUCACCGGAAAUCCCAGUCUCUGCGGAUUCCCGCUACGAACUCCAUGCCCAGAGGCUGGAAAUCCUAGAAGCCCUACCAAUGGCAUAUACCCUGUAAACCCCAAGGACGGUAACCCUGCUAUCCCCAAUGGCGUGAAUCCCGAGCAGAACGCGAAGGCGCGAAGUGGGAGCUCGUUUGCUGUUCCGAUAAUCUCUGGCGUCACGUUCGUAGUUGGAGCCGUUUCGGUUUCGGCGUGGCUCUUCCGGAAAAAAUGCAAGUCCGGAGAUGUCAAAAUGGGGAAAGAGAAUUUGGACAGAGAGGACGACGACGAUGAGCAGAAGGGCAAGUUUUCGGUACUGGACGAGGGUUUCGGGUUGGAAUUAGAGGAUUUGUUGAGGGCAUCCGCUUAUUUGGUGGGCAAGAGCCGGAGUGGCAUUGUGUACAAGGUGGUCGUCGGUGGUGGUGGUGGAGGGUCCGGCGCAGCGACGGUGAAGGUUGCAGUGAGGCGGCUAAGCGAGUGCAGCGGUGACUGGCGGUUGAAGGAGUUCGAAUCGGAGGUGGAAGCGAUCGGAAAGGUCCGUCACCCAAACAUCGUACGGCUGAGAGCUUACUACUACGCGAUGGAUGAUAAGCUUCUCAUCUCUGAUUUCAUCCCCAACGGCAGCCUGUACUCCGCGUUGCACGGUGGACCUUCGAGUUCCACACUUCCAUUAUCAUGGGCAGCGCGGCUGAAGAUCGUGCAAGGAGCUGCAAGGGGUCUAGUGUAUAUUCACGAAUGCAGCCCACGCAAGUACGUCCAUGGCAGCAUCAAAACAUCGAAGAUCCUUCUGGACGAAGAUCUCAACCCAUAUAUCUCUGGUUUUGGCCUCACCCGUCUCGUCCCGGAAACCGACAACAGGUGUUCGACGAUGGAUCAAUUGUCCAAGAAGCAAAACUCGACAUCAGCCCAGCUUGUGGUAGGAGGGUUGGGGUCCAGGGGUCCGCCCUCGUUGGCUUACAUGGCACCAGAGGCGCGAGUCCCUGGGAGCAAGCUGACCCAGAAGUGCGACGUCUACUCCUUCGGCAUUGUGCUCAUGGAGAUCCUGACGGGGCGACUGCCGGACGCAGGGCCUGAGAAUGAUGGGAAGGGGCUGGAGAGCUUGGUGAGGAAGGUGUUUCGAGAUGAGCGACCGCUGUCGGAGAUAAUAGACAAGGCGCUGCUGCACGAGGUCCAUGCAAAGAAACAGGUGCUUGCGGCAUUCCACAUAGCGCUCAACUGCACAGAGCUAGACCAAGAGAUGCGGCCGAGGAUGAGAACUGUUUCCGAAAGUCUUGAUCGCAUAGGAUCUCACUGAGUUGAGUCACUGUUGCUCUCUCAAUCUCUCUCUCCCCCAACAUCAAGCUAACUUAUUGGCUCAAGAGACAUGGAUGGGCGCUGUUAUUAGUUUAGGUUGGAUCCUGGUUCAUGUUUUCUAACUGAGGAAGGCUAUGGUUUAUUAUACUCCGACUCUCUUGCAUGUACUCCCGCGUUCUCUGUAUUUUGUAUCUUUCCCCCCUUCUCUCGUUUUUCUGAAGUUCUCUAAUUUUUUCCUUUUAUCUGUUGCAAGCUGCAAGCAACCUUGAUGGAUGAUCAUGGAGCCCAGUAAUAUUAUUAUUUUGUCUCGCUUCAA